Messenger RNA from Lacerta agilis (Sand lizard), 2332 nucleotides. It is a transcript of the gene CDC16, whose product is annotated as cell division cycle 16. The record is from RefSeq and is a predicted model, not a curated record. Gene Ontology annotation, biological process: cell division. Lineage: Eukaryota; Metazoa; Chordata; Lepidosauria; Squamata; Lacertidae. Gene Ontology annotation, molecular function: protein binding.
GGAAGGAACUCGAGGCUCGGCAGCGGCGCCGGCUUCCCCCGAGGGGUCUGUGCGAGGAAAUGAACCUGGAACGCCUCCGGAAGCGGGUGAGGCAGUACAUAGACCAGCAACAGUAUCAAAGUGCUCUGUUUUGGGCAGAUAAAGUAGCUUCAUUGUCUCAUGAAGACCCACAGGAUAUCUAUUGGCUGGCUCAGUGUCUUUACCUCACAGCUCAGUACCACAGGGCAGCACAUGCCCUUAGGUCAAGAAAACUAGAUAAGUUAUAUGAAGCAUGUCGAUACCUUGCUGCUAGAUGUCAUUAUGCUGCAAAAGAAUAUCAACAGGCUCUUGAUAUUCUUGACAUGGAAGAACCGAUCAACAAAAGGCUGUUCGAAAAAUAUUGUAAGGAUGAAAGUGGUCCAAAGGACUCUUCCAGUGACUGGGAGGUUUCACAAUCUUCAAUCAAGAGCUCUAUUUGCCUUUUGCGUGGGAAGAUCUACGAUGCACUUGAUAACAGAACCCUGGCAACAUUCAGCUACAAAGAGGCCUUGAAACUUGAUGUUUACUGCUUCGAAGCAUUUGACCUUUUAACAUCACACCAUAUGCUGACAGCAGAAGAAGAAAAAGAGCUGCUGGAAUCUCUACCUCUAGGAAAACAGUGCACAGAAGACGAAGUAGUAUUGCUACAUUUUCUGUUUGAGAACAAAUUAAAAAAGUAUAAUAAACCCAGUGAAACGUUGAUCCCUGAAUCUGUAGAUGGUCUUCAAGAUAAUCUGGAUGUCGUUGUGUCUUUAGCAGAAAGGCAUUACUAUAACUGCGAUUUCAAGAUGUGCUACAAGCUCACUUCUCUUCUUUUACUAAAGGAUCCAUUCCAUGCCAGUUGUUUACCUGUGCAUAUUGGGACACUUGUGGAGCUGAAUAAAGCAAAUGAACUUUUCUACCUUUCCCAUAAACUGGUGGUGUACCCAAAUAAUCCUGUGUCCUGGUUUGCUGUAGGAUGUUAUUAUCUCAUGGUUGGUCAUAAAAAUGAACACGCCAGAAGAUACCUUAGCAAAGCCACCACCCUUGAGAGAACAUAUGGACCAGCAUGGAUAGCAUAUGGGCACUCAUUCGCAGUUGAAAGUGAGCAUGACCAAGCAAUGGCUGCUUACUUCACUGCAGCCCAGCUGAUGAAAGGCUGUCAUUUGCCAAUGCUGUAUAUUGGGCUGGAGUAUGGCUUGACCAACAACUCAAAAUUAGCUGAGCGGUUUUUCAGCCAAGCUUUAAGUAUUGCACCCGAAGACCCUUUCGUUAUGCAUGAAGUUGGGGUGGUAGCAUUUCAAAAUGGAGACUGGAAAACUGCAGAAAAGUGGUUUCUUGAUGCAUUAGAGAUCAAAGCCAUUGGGAAUGAGGUGACAGUUGACAAGUGGGAACCUUUGUUGAAUACUGGGCAUGUAUGCAGAAAGCUUAAGAAGUACGAAGAAGCUCUCGAAUACCAUCGUCAAGCUCUAGUGUUGAUUCCUCAGAAUGCUUCUACUUAUUCUUCCAUUGGAUACAUUCACAGUCUGAUGGGAAAUUUUGAAAGUGCAAUUGAUUAUUUUCAUACAGCCCUUGGUCUUAGAAGAGAUGAUACAUUUUCAGUGACUAUGCUUGGACAUUGCAUAGAAAUGUAUAUUGGUGAUUCUGAAGCCUACAUUGGAACUGCAAUUAAGGAUAAAUUAAGAUGCUAUGACUUUGAUGUGCAUACUAUGAAGACAUUAAAGAACAUUAUUUCACCUGCGUGGGAUGUAUUGGAAUUUGAUAUAGAAAGGCAAACCUUAGAAGAAAGUAGUAUCAUGGCAGUGGAAGCACCACAUCAGAGGAGAACUACGGAAGCACCCCCUCCAUUAGAUGAAACCUUUGAAAUUGAAAUGAAUGAAAGUGAUAUGAUGUUAGAAACAUCAAUGUCAGAUCACAGUACUUGACUUUAAAAUGCUAGAAUAGAUUCAUCAUCGUGUAAUGCGCAUUUUUGUCACCUCAUGCCUUCUUCAACUGCUGUUGACAUCAAAGAACUGCCCACGACUGUGACAGUGUGACAAUGUGUUUGUUAAUACUAAUUUUAUUAUGCAAAAUAAUCAUAUGUAUUUUUAAACUCUUCACUGCAUUCUGUGAUUUCUCUUACUAGAAAAGACUGUGAAUGUUGAAAAAUAUUUAGUUUACAACAUGUUUGUUUCUGUGUCCAAGAGCUGGUGAAUUCCUGCCUUCGCUUUCUAACUUUCUUUAUUUCCAUGUUAAAUAUGUGUCAUAACAACCCCCUGCAAAAUUGACGAUUUGAUACUAUAUUUUAUUCUUUAAACCAGAAUUAAAGUUUUCAUUGCUUUGUUUGACUCAUACA